This is a messenger RNA of Naegleria gruberi, 1206 nucleotides long. RefSeq lists its product as uncharacterized. Lineage: Eukaryota; Heterolobosea; Eutetramitea; Acrasida; Naegleriidae. Gene Ontology annotation, molecular function: RNA binding. The transcript has a single exon. The record is from RefSeq and is a predicted model, not a curated record. Bases 36 to 1082 code for a protein of 348 amino acids.
AAAAAACUCAAAACUCAAAACAUUAAUAAGAAGAAAUGGGCAAUUGUUUUUCAGGACAAAAGGAAUCUUCAUCCUCCACCAACAACAAGUCGAAGAAUAAUAACAAGAGAUUGGAAGAAACCAAGAAGGAACCAGCAACAACAACUGCUGCCACUACUUCCACAAGUACAUCAACAACUGCUGCUGCCACUACUACAACUAAGGCUUCCGAACAACCUGCCAUUGUUGAAGAACCAACUAAAAAGCCAGAAGUAACCAAACCAGCCGAACCAAUCAAGACUACUGAUGUUGUAGUUGAGGAGAAGAAGGCUGUGGCCGAACCACCAAAGGCUACUACCACUACUCCAUCUGUUGCUGCCUCUAACUUUGAUGAAGCUACUAAUUCAUUCGUUCUCAAGCCUGCUGUUAUUGCCAAGUUUAUUAUUGGUCCAAAGGGUUCAACCAUCAAGCAAUUACAAGAGGAAACUUCAUCAAGAAUUAAUGUUAAAGACUCUGAUGAUGAUUCCAAGCAUAUUACCAUUGAACAAUCAGCCAAUCCAAAGGCCUGUUAUGAUCGUAUUAUGGCCGAAUUGAAGAAGUACGGUUGGGAAUUCGAUGCCAAGGAAAAUCAAUUUGUUGAACAUGAUACCGAUGCUAUGAAAAUGUUCAAGGAAUUGGAAAAGAAGAUUUCCGAAGAAUCUAAAUUGAUGUCCGAUUGUUUCGAAAGAGCCAAGAAGGCCUACGAAAGUGGUGAUGGUGGUCUCUCUAAGCAAUUGUCUGAAGAAGGAAAACAACAUCAAGAAUUGAUGAAGAAGUAUCAACAAGAAUCUGCCAACACAAUGUUUGAACAUUUGAAUAAGGAUAAGGGUGAUUUGGAAAUUGAUUUGCAUGGUCAAUAUGUUGACAAUGCUAUGGACUUUUUGAAGAAGAGAAUUGAAAAAUUGAGAGGUGAAAAACAACCAAAGUUGACCAUUAUUUAUGGUGCAGGUAAUCACUCUGAUGAAAAGGGACCAAAGAUUAAGCCAGCCGUUUUGGAAUAUUUGAAGAAUGAAGGUAUCACCUUUGAAGAAAUCAAUCAUGGUAGUAUUUCAGCAAAUAUUUAAAGAUAUUACUCUUCUAACCACCUAAUGGAAACCUAAGAAACUUAAUUUAUUUACAAAUAUUCGAUAGAACACCCUACUGUGUUCUGUCACACAAUAAAAUUUGAUGCACUUUGAAAUUUACUAU